CUUAUUUCACGGUAACUUCUCCUUCCCCCAAAAGCUUCUCCAAAACUCAAGUAUAUUUCACUCUCUGAGCUCUGACCCCGCCGGUGAGCCACUCCAUAGCUCCCCACGCGGGCUAAGAGGUACUCUCUAUCGCAAAAGCUACCAAGACUAGAAAGCAACUUGGUUGCGCCCUUCUGUUGCCUGAUUCCAAUACUUAUACAAACGCGCCCCCUUCGAUUUCAAGGUCUCAGUCAUCAUCCACCACAAUGACUUCCAACCGUAAUCGGCGCAUCGCCAAGGAGAUUGCCGACAUCCACAACGAUCAGCACUCCAAGAUCGUCGUCGAACCGGCAGGCAACGGGGAAGACCUAACACAUCUACGCGGUCAGUUCUUCGGACCGCCUGACACACCAUACGAGGGAGCUACCUACCAUGUCGACAUCCGGAUCCCGAGCGAAUACCCCUUCCGUCCACCGCUGAUGAAGUUCGAGACCAAGAUCUGGCACCCUAAUGUCAGCUCACAGACGGGGGCCAUCUGUCUAGACACGCUCUCCUCGCAAUGGUCGCCGGUUCUGACCAUCAAGUCCGCUCUGAUCUCGCUCCAAUCUCUCCUCAGCACACCCGAACCGAAAGACCCACAAGACGCAGAAGUCGCUGGAAUGCUCAUCCGUAACCCAGCUGAGUUCGAACACAAGGCACGCGAGUGGGCAGUCACGUAUGCUGGUGCGCCCAAGAAGGAGAUUGCUGAGGGUAGUGGGGGUGCCACCGCUGCGUCCAUCAAAAAGAAGGCCCAACAGGCGAAGCAGAACGAAGAGAAGUCAAAACUCGCCGCAUACAAGGGCUACAACAAGGACCUGGUCGACCGCUUUGUUGCAAUGGGCUUCGAUGUCGAAGCUGUUGUUGCUUCGUUUGAGUACGUCGGUAUCGAUCGUAUGGGCGGCGAGGAUUACGAGCUAGAAGAGGCCUACAUGGGAGACAUCACUGCCCGGCUGUUUGGCGAAGCGUAGUAGCCUACUGACAUGUUCUCAUUCAAUCAACCAGCACUUUGCUGACUAGGGUCUAUUCUUAAAGUGGAAGCGGGACGAGGACCACGAUUCUAUGACGGAGCAUAGGCGUUCCUCCUUGGCAAACUAUUCAAAUCUUUCGAUUCAUUGCAGACGGCGUAAUGUCAUGGGUUAUCAUGAGGGUGUGGUGUACAUGAGAUCAUGGGAAUAGUAUAGUAAGGCGCUCUUCGUGAGUAGCCAAAGUAGUUUCAAUUGAAGUUGUUACAUUAAACC
This is a messenger RNA of Alternaria alternata, 1256 nucleotides long. RefSeq lists its product as hypothetical. Gene Ontology annotation, molecular function: protein binding. Lineage: Eukaryota; Fungi; Ascomycota; Dothideomycetes; Pleosporales; Pleosporaceae. The record is from RefSeq and is a predicted model, not a curated record. The transcript has 3 exons. The coding region runs from base 246 to 986 and encodes 246 amino acids.